This is a messenger RNA of Truncatella angustata, 2160 nucleotides long. RefSeq lists its product as uncharacterized. The transcript is spliced from 11 exons. The record is from RefSeq and is a predicted model, not a curated record. Lineage: Eukaryota; Fungi; Ascomycota; Sordariomycetes; Amphisphaeriales; Sporocadaceae. The coding region runs from base 1 to 2160 and encodes 719 amino acids.
AUGUUCCCUGCCAGCGGCCUUGCUGCCAGUAUUCUAUCCAAGAGUACCAUCCCAGAUGGCAUUAGCCAGCGCUGCGCCGAUGCGCUUCUUACUGACAUCGCGUGCAGCAAGGCCGUCAAGGCCUUCAUCUGUGAUGAUGCGUGCGCCUCGGCGCUGGCAUCUUACCACGAUGCCGUGAUUUCCAGCUGUGCUUCCGAUAGCUGGACAACCACUGGAGAUGUCGAUGAGCCGGUGGCCAUGAUCAGUGAACUGGUUCGUUAUUCCUACAACCUGACUUGUCUCUCAGAUGAUGGCCGAUUUUGCAAUAACGUCGCCGCAGCAUAUGCAGCAGCAGCGGACCCCGACGGCACCUUGCCAGCGGGAGGCUAUUUUGGAGACCAUGACACCUCAGACCCUUGCGACCUUUGUCUUGUCAAGAAUCUUCAGUUUCAGGCAGAAUCUCCGUACUACAACGGCCCAAGACUGCAGUCCCAGUCCAUCUAUGAAUCGAAGACUGCAAGUUGCGGAGUUAGUAACAUGCCUCUAACGACAAAGACCGUAAGUCUCGUCACCACCAUCACUAGUGUCCCGACGUCGACUCCUACGUGUAUUGGCACCGAGUGGUUGCUUAUAGAUAAUGAUCUAUUUGCUUCGUGCCACAACUUCCCCACCGAGGGCGAUCUCUGUCUCAUUAACACCUGCACGGUCUACACCGUCCUCGAGACGGACACAUGCGCAGCCUCCAUCAACGCUGGGUGUCAGAAUCUGGAUAAAAUGAUUGGCGAUCAGCUUUGUAUUUCCAAGCCUGGUGAACCGUAUGUCUCGCCGGGCUCUACGACGCUUGCACCUUCAGUUCCUACGACAGCCGCUCCACAGCCAACCAAUGUGGCAUCCGGAACCAAUACUUAUUGUGGCCGUUACUAUGAAGCGCAGUUGGGAGAUUACUGUAACCUGCUUAUUAUGAAGUUCUCCAUCUCACUGGCUGACUUCAUAUUCCUCAAUCCCGCAAUCAAUGCGAACUGCACGAAUCUCUACGCUAAAGAGUCUUACUGCGUACAAGCGGUCGGAGACAUCAACACGUACAGUGGCAAGCCUGGGUACACCACCAAUGUGCUGACUCGAACCGCCUCCCUCGAUGACUCCGCUACGACCUUCCCACCUGUUGUAUGGGCAUCACUUACAGCCACAACCACCCAGGUUCCUCUUGUAAGCGGCACCCGUAAAGACUGCUACAGCUACCUUGUCGGCGAUAAGUGGCAACAAGAUCUGAAGGGUACCAACUUGGGAUCUCACUAUAACCUGGUAGCUUCAGUGUGGGAUGUUACGCUCGAGGACUUGCAGGUUUGGAAUCCCAGUCUUGGCAACACAUCAGAUCCUUCGUGCACAUUUGCGAGCGGGGUUCGUUAUUGCGCGCAGUACUAUUAUGGCUUCAAGACGUAUAAGGAGGAGCCGGGUGUGGACCCGGACCUGCCAGACGGGAUGGCUGAGGAUUGUUCUUUGGCAGUCUACGUUGACUCCACCGGCAGCCCAACAUGUCAAGAAAUUCUUGACAGUCGGGAGCUUACGAUUGCGCAGUUUUAUGAGUGGAACCCAAGUGUGGGUGCUGACUGCGGCGGCAUGUGGGCUGGAUACCAAUACUAUGUUCGCACGGAGGAUUACGUGGAGCCAACGCCAACAACCACAUCUAUUACCACAUCAGCAACAGCCACUACAAGUCCUACAGCUCCCGGUCCAACUCAAGACGGCCAACCCACGGACUGUAAUAAGUGGCACGUUGUUGAAGCUGGCGACGAUUGCUCUGUCAUUUACGACACGUACGACAUCACACAAGAGGAGUUCCUGGAAUGGAAUCCAGCAGGCAGCUAUGCGUACUGCAUUGGUGUCGCCUCCUCAGGCACCAUUCCUACCACAACCUCGACGACAGCAACAUCAACUUCGGCGGCGCCAACAGCGACUGGGCCCGUCGCCGCUCCGGAGCCGAACCAGGCUGGCAAUGCGAUAGCAACUUGCAAUAAAUACGGACAGGCGCAGGAUGGGGACUGGUGCUCGCUGUUCGCGGAGAGGUACGCGCUGGCGUACGCUGAUUUCUACUCGUGGAACUCCGUCUUGGGUUCUAAUGGAGAGAACUGUAGGGGCUCAUUCUGGGCAACUUAUUGGUAUUGUAUCGGAGUUGUGGAGUGA